UCUUCCAUCACGAAUCGGAUUCUGUGAACGUUUGAGGAGACUAGAUUCCCUAGGCUUCUCUCAAGUAGUUUUGAGCAAGCGCACUCCCUUGGGCGCCGCUAUAUAAAGUGAGGUGGUUCCGAGCAAUUGAUACCAUUCGCUCUUCAUUCACCCUGAUGGAUCUUUCUCUACACUUUCAAUCUGGUGUGGUGUCGUGCUGUCUUUUGAUUUUGUGGUUCAACCAUGGUGAGGUUGAGGCCAUCAGCCAAUACUCCUUUCAUCGUCAAGUGAAGCAGCUACCAUUCCGGGUUCUAAAGCAAAAAAUGCUCCCAUACAUGAACCAAGACAUUUCAAGGCAACCCUUUGAAUCACCUGAAGUCUCGAUUACGCCCAUUCAUGACCCUGACUAUUGGCUCGUUCAGAAAUUCCUGAAUCAAGUCAGAAUUUACAGAGACGGUCUAACUCCAAGGAUUCUCGAAGAUCCAACCUUUCGAAAAAUAUUGAGGUUGUCAUAUUUGAAAGGACAAAGCAAAAGGAAGGCUGCUAUUGCUCCCAAACCUAAGCCGAAGCCGAUUAAAACGUCUCCAACUCAAACCAAACGGCCAUUGUCCAUGUUGUACCCGUAUAAUCGAAUCUUUCACAAACUAUUCUAAAGGCGCUUUAUAACUUCCAUGGCCAGUUAGUGGUCUGAUGGAGUAAGCAGGUUUCGUUCCUGUAGUACAUCUAUAAGUUCUGGGGAUGCCUUUCCAGCUUAAGAAGAAGCGAAAUCCGACGCGGGUUCAGCCAAAAAUCAAAGUCCAAUUAUUUCACAAUGUGACAGCCUUCAAAUAAACACAUAUGUUGAUAGAUAUAUCUAAUGAUGAUCCCCGUCUCCGAUUUUGAAACAAGCUACAACCACUCUUUGAGAGUUAUAGUCGUAAUUCAGAGCUUUGAGCAUUCACCAAUCAUUUUCUGUACUUAGGGACGCUUGGCUUUGGCUCGAAUCUCUGGCUGAAUGAGU
This is a messenger RNA of Tigriopus californicus, 979 nucleotides long. RefSeq lists its product as uncharacterized. NCBI's taxonomy places the organism in Eukaryota, Metazoa, Arthropoda, Copepoda, Harpacticoida, Harpacticidae. The coding region runs from base 156 to 632 and encodes 158 amino acids. The transcript is spliced from 5 exons. The record is from RefSeq and is a predicted model, not a curated record.